GUUGCGAGAUCUUGUUUACACCUCGUUUGAUAGGAUCAGCUCGCCAGUGCUGUUGUUUUACCUUGUGCCAUCGGUUCGCGUUUUUUAGGAAGAUGCCGAAACGAGGAAGAAAAGUGAGGCAGACUAUACCGGGAAUAGACUGUGUGACAAAACAAGACGCGCUGUAGGAAUCAGUGAGAUCAAUAGAGAAAGGAUCGAUUUAGUGUUUUCAAAUUUAUCUUGCAGUACUCCUUUUCCUUUUUAAAAAAUCAUUUUAUUGCUGGAAUGCAGGAGCGAUAUGUGGAUAGAAGAAUGGCAAAGUAGCAGGCUUAUUUCAUUGUUGGCAUCAAGGAUUUAAUAUGAGCUAAUCCAUAUCUGAAUGGUAUUUAAGGGCAUUCUAAAUGCCUAAACAUUUCCAGAGCUUUGCUAAGGAAAACUUUUAAAUGUCAUUUUUUAUGGAAUGGCUCUGCGUAUUUGCUUCAUAUCUUGCACCUUGGGGCUGCCACAGGCUAUGCAUUGAAACCAAACUGCAUUCUUGGACAAACACGCAGCCCGGUGCAAGGUGAUUUUAUUAAUGGUUUGGUAUUAUAGAAAAUAUCACACUGGACGAGGACUGAACUUUGCAAAGUGUGAAUUCCUGUGUGAUAUUCUUAGUUUUUAAAUAGCGAAGACGGUAGCAAAGGGUCUGUGUCACAACUCCGGAGAGUAAGGCUAUAUGAAGAUCGCGACACUGUUGAUCUUCCCUCGCAGAAAUGCCAGUGCGUGCUGUGACCACCAGGUUCAUGUACAAGGGACUUUGCACUAUUCCAGAUGUCCUCACCUACCGGGCCCCUGUUGCUUUGCCUGAGGAUGAAGUGGAAGAAAUUCGAGAAGCCUUCAAAGUAUUUGACCGAGAUGGGAAUGGCUUUAUCUCAAAGCAGGAGUUGGGGACUGCAAUGCGCUCACUGGGCUACAUGCCCAAUGAGGUGGAGCUGGAGGUUAUCAUCCAAAGACUUGACAUGGAUGGUGAUGGCCAGGUUGGCUUUGAAGAAUUUGUCACAUUGCUGGGCCCUAAACUCUCCGCUGCUGGAAUGCCUGAUAAGUUUCAUGGAGCAGACUUUGAUUCAGUGUUUUGGAAGUGUGACAUGCAAAAACUGACUGUGGAUGAGCUUAAGAGACUGCUGUAUGAUACUUUUCGUGACCACCUCACCAUGAAAGACAUUGAGAACAUAAUCAUGACUGAGGAGAACCACCUGAACAGUACAGACUCUCACGUGGACAUUGACACAAGCCCAACACAACAAGAAAAACACACAUGUGUGCGUAAAAGCUUGAUUUGUGCCUUCGCCAUUGCAUUCAUCAUCAGCGUUAUGCUCAUCGCAGCAAAUCAAAUGCUCCGCAGAGGAAUGAAGUAAAUCCAUGUUUCCAGCUGGUUACAAAAAAAUGGGAUAGGAUGGACACUAACAAAGUUAACACUGACCAAAAUACUUUACGUUUUGGGGGGGGUUGUUUAAUCUUUUUGACACCCAUAAUGAUACUAUCGCAGCUUCUCUCUAUAGCUGAUGAAUUGAUGUCAUGCAGUGGUUCUGUAUGACCACUGAUCAUAGCAUACCAUGGUAAAACAGAAAGAACAAAAGAAAGACAUUUCAAGGGCUGAAUAGUAAACAGUAGCAUCUCAUUCAUUCAAGCUCUGAUGUUUCUAAAAAAUAUUUCACUGUACACAUAUUGCUGUAGUAAUAGCUGUGUUGUGUCUAAUAAUGUUAAAAUAAUUAAUGUUGUUCAUGAGAACCUUGCCAUUUGGAAUGCAUUCAAUAAUGGUAUUGCCAAUGAUAGUAAUAAAGCAAUAUAAAAGUAUUAUUGGGCUACAUAUUGCAUAGAUUUAUAUUGCUUACUAAAACCAUAAGGACAAAUGACUGUACUGCAUCAUGUCUAGCUUUAAAGUCUCUGUUUGCCCUAGUAUGCCAGGAUUUCCAGCUCACAUCCACUUCAACAGCUUUUCCUAAACUGGCACCAUUUGUGAUAUAAAUCUUAUCAAAACAGUUGCCUCACCAAUUCAAAACACCAGACUGGACUACAUAAAAAAACUUACUUAAUUCUUGAGUUUCCCAGAAAAAAGUCCCUGUGUCUAUACAAAUCUGCUGAAUAAGAUACAGAUUAUACUGACAAAUUUGUAGCCAUUCUAGAAGAAUGCCUAGGGAUGACAGUGCAGUCUGUUGGUUGGUCAGUUUCCCCUCUGAUCAAAACAGAAAUUUCUCAACAACUGCUGGACAGAUUGCCAUGAGAUAUCUAUAGUAAAACAUUGCCAUGACAUUUGUGGUUCUGAGACAAAUGUCUCAGUGACUACUGGGGGAACUGUCAUGAAAUUAUAUACAUUUAUGUUCCACUCAGGAUUAAUUGUAAUAUAGUUGCUGAUUCUUUAACCUUUUAUUUAAUGCCAUCAGCACAACACAUUUUUAAUUUGCCUAUUACUGUGGUUUGCAACCAGGGUCUUGUAGAACAAAUGCCAUUCCAUUGAGUGUCAGCUGUAUUUUGUGUUUAGUGCUAAGUAGCAAAUGUUAAUGUUUUCAUAAACUAUUAAGAUGAGGAACAUGGUAAACGUUAUCCUUGCUAAACAUAUGCAUGCUAGCACUGACAAUGUUAAGCAUGCUAGUGUUAGCAUGUAGCUUAAAGCACUGCUAUGCCUAAGUGCAGCCUCAGAGAGACUCACUUCAAAUAUUUUGUAUACACAGCUUUAGGACAACACACAUUUUCAUAUGUUGUAAAGCUUUAUCUUAUUAUCCAACAAGUCACACCUCACCUUUAACUGACUUAAAGGCAUAUGAAAGUCAUAAAAUGAAAAAGGUUCAUCAAUCAAAUGCACAACCAUGACAAUAAGCAGAUUAAAUACCCCAACAAUCAAAAUAAUGUUGUGAACAAGCAUAUUGUAGUAACACUUUGGAUAGCACCGCUAAAAAGAGAAAGACUGACAUCAUGAAGACCCACAACUGUAUACUUUAUACUCUAGUGAGCUGUUCUGCAGAGAAAUCCCACAGUCCAUUUCUAAAGAUGUCCAAAUUGAGCAGUUCUGACUGAGCAGCUGGGGAUUGCUUUGUGAAUCAAACAUCUGUUUUCCCAGUUGAAUGGAACUUGAACUUGUAGGUUUAAAAAUUAAACUGAAAUGAACAACGAACUCCAAAUUAAAGAAGGAAUUCAUAAAAUCCCUCUAAGAAAUAUUUGACAAAAAUAUGUGCAUGGAUAGUUUUCCAGAGACCCAGACUCUGAAGACAGAUAUCGAUUCCCUCACCAGCAAACAGCUGGUAAAACAUGUUUCUGUCUGCCUGUAGUAUAUUCACAAUAAUGGUGUAUAUUUCAAAUUUGUGUAUCUACAAGAGGGAACAAUGACUCACACUAACAAACAUUUUAGUAGCUGCAUGACUUGACCUAUCAGCUGUGAAUUAACUUAACCAUGAAAAGUUUUGAGUCUUGACAAAACUGUAUUCACUGUAAUAUUUAUAGCAAGUCAGUAUUCAUACAGCACAUAUGCCGGAACAGUAAAUUAGAAACAAGUGAGUGUCCGAUGUGUGAAAUCUGGUGUGUGUACUAAAAUAAUUAUGCAAUUUGUAAAGUGAACAUUGCAAAAAGAAAAAAAAAUUCAGUAUUUGACAUUUUACUGUAAAAGUCUAUUUCUGUGAAUGUGUAGACAAUAUAAAAUACUUUGCAGUAUGCUAUAAACUAUAAUUUAACAUAUCAUCAAAAUGUUGUUUUCUGGCUUUUACAUGGACCACAAAAACAACAUAUUGUUUAAUAUAUAACAUGGUUAUAUUUUCUUACUUGAAAAAGUGAAUCAUUAAAUCUAUCUAUGUGAUUUUAUUAUGAAUGUAAGCAUACGGUUUUGCAAAAAAAAAAAAAAAUCCAAAAAUAUCACGUUUCUGAUGUAUAAUUUCCAGAUUGACUGGACAUUCAGAUAACAGUUGUUGUGUGUAUUAAGGCCAUGCACUUACAUUAACUUUUUGGAUUUGUUAAGAUUUAUUUCUCUGAAUGUAUUCUUUAACUAAUAAUUGUCAAAUUUGACAAGUUGGUACAGAUUUGUCUUGAUUUUUUUUUUAUUUUAAGUGUUAUCAAAGCUAGACCCCAAGAGGAAACGUGUGAAACAGUAAGAACACUUCUGGCAAUAAAACUGAUAUUUUAUCUCAUAUACAGUAGCUGCAUAUGUGUUAACUACUUACAGUAUAUUACACUGCAUUACCUCUCCAUAUGAACAUAUCAUGUAAGGUGUGGGUUUUGUGUGAAUGUUAAAUAUACUUACCAUGACAAAUCUUGUCUUAAGGCAUAUAACAAAAUAUUGUGUCCUAUUCUGUAUGUUACACUGUUUUAAUGAGCAGUUCUAUGUACACUUUGUUAAUGGAUUGUCUUAAGUGUUGUUAUACGGUAAGUUUGAUUUGAACUGUAGAUGUCUUCUGUUCUGUGCCUUUGGCGUAUUAAAAACUGCACUCUGCACAUGACUUGUCUUAAAGUAACUUUAGAAAGACUUUUAGAAAAAUGGAAAAUCCAUUAUGACAACAUUUUAAUUGAAAUGACUUAUGAGUAAUUUAAUUACCAAUAAGGAUUUCUGUAUUAUGUUCCUUUCUCCUCUUUUCUUGAUAAACUGAUUUUUCAGUUAAUAUUUGUUGUACAAUCCUGCUGUGUGACCAGUAUUUUAAUGUCUAGGUUGAGAAUAUCGUGCACUGUUUUAUUUCUGUGUUACUGCAUACAGUAUGUGGAGGUUACUGCAUCAAUUAUACACUAAUGUAAGUGGGGUCUAAAUGCAUGUAGUCCAAAGCAAUGGCAUU
Molecule: messenger RNA, 4766 nt
Organism: Monopterus albus (swamp eel)
Lineage: Eukaryota; Metazoa; Chordata; Actinopteri; Synbranchiformes; Synbranchidae
Gene: cabp7b
Product: calcium binding protein 7b
Exons: 5
Coding region: 732-1373 (213 amino acids)
Cellular component (GO): trans-Golgi network membrane
Molecular function (GO): calcium ion binding
Source: RefSeq, a predicted model, not a curated record